Messenger RNA from Salvia splendens (bonfire salvia), 1234 nucleotides. RefSeq names its product mRNA-decapping enzyme-like protein. The record is from RefSeq and is a predicted model, not a curated record. Gene Ontology annotation, molecular function: enzyme activator activity; mRNA binding. NCBI's taxonomy places the organism in Eukaryota, Viridiplantae, Streptophyta, Magnoliopsida, Lamiales, Lamiaceae. Gene Ontology annotation, biological process: positive regulation of catalytic activity; deadenylation-independent decapping of nuclear-transcribed mRNA; deadenylation-dependent decapping of nuclear-transcribed mRNA. Bases 27 to 1022 code for a protein of 331 amino acids. The transcript has 8 exons. Gene Ontology annotation, cellular component: P-body.
UGAAAAUAUCUAAAGAGAGGUGAGAAAUGUCGAAGAGGAAGGAGAAAGUGAAACCGAACCUGGAUGAGCAGAUCACCAAACAUCUGAAUCUGACCGUGCUGCAGAGGAUCGAUCAUUGCGUUCAGGAGAUCAUUGCCGGCGCUACUCAUGUCGCCAUCUACGAAUUUGACAUCGACACUUCGGAGUGGAGUCGGAAGAAUGUUCAAGGCACACUUUUCGUUGUGAAAAGGAAUACCGAACCGCACUUCCAAUUUCUAGUAAUGAAUCGUCAAAGCACAGAAAACCUAGUGGAGAGUCUCUGGGGAGAUUUUGAGUAUGAAGUGCAUGGUCCAUACGUGUUAUACAGAAACCACUGUAAAGAGGUAAAUGGAAUAUGGUUCUAUGAUACGAAGGAGUGUGAGGAGAUUUCAAAUCUGUUUGGCAGAAUACUUAAUGAAUAUUACGAGGAGCCGACAAAGUUGAAAGUGUCAUCAAGAGAAAUAAAAGUUGAAAAGGAUGACACCCUAGAGCCAUCAUCUACUGCUAUCGCUAAAGUUGAAAAGGAUGAUCAAUCUUGUGUAAAAAUCCCCAGUCUGUCCCAGUCCUCAACAGCUCUUGUUUCUGAUCCUCCCACUUCACUACCAGCUCCAGCUCAUGUGACAUCUCCUACCGUAAAAUUUCCCGUUGUUGAAAACUCUGAACCUGAGGUUUCUAAGGCAUGCAGGACUGAUCUGGUGAAGCCAUCUUCAUUUUUAAGCCCACGUCCUUCUUCUUCACAUGUUAUGCCACCCAUAACUUCAUUUGCUCCCCCUCCACCAACAUCUCCUCUCAUUUCUCCUGGAAAUCUGAAACGGCCUUAUGGAACACUUUUACUUCCACUGUUCCCACCACCAACAUCCCCACAAUCACUCACGCCAACUUAUGCUCCUACAUACAUGCAAUUCAGCAGAGAAAAGGUCAGGAAAGCACUUCAAUCGCUUAUUCAGGACAAUCAAUUCAUCGAGAUUGUUUACAGAGCUGUGAUGAAUGCAACUGAAGAUUGAUGGAUUGUGUAUCUUCUUAAAAGGGUGGGGAGUUUACUAGUCUGCAGUCGAUAUACUGCGUAAAAUGUUGGGUUUUUGGAUGCAUGAAGGGAGGGGAGAGUAUUAGCAUAUGAGUACUUGUUUUGUCUCAGUUUUGAAUGAAAUCUUGAGUUUGUGUAAAUUCCAAACCACCUUAUCACACUUUCUAUAUACUCCAUCUUUGAUCUUUCAAA